Molecule: messenger RNA, 4363 nt
Organism: Ailuropoda melanoleuca (giant panda)
Lineage: Eukaryota; Metazoa; Chordata; Mammalia; Carnivora; Ursidae
Gene: CAMSAP3
Product: calmodulin regulated spectrin associated protein family member 3
Exons: 21
Coding region: 384-4115 (1243 amino acids)
Biological process (GO): negative regulation of microtubule depolymerization; neuron projection development; cytoplasmic microtubule organization
Cellular component (GO): microtubule minus-end
Molecular function (GO): spectrin binding; calmodulin binding; microtubule minus-end binding
Source: RefSeq, a predicted model, not a curated record
ACCGCUAUGCCACCCAGGUGCCCCAAUAAAUGAUUGUUGAAUGAAUUCAAGCUCUGAAGAUAAAUCAAAGAUAUUUGAGAUGUCUCCCACUCUCUAGGAAUCUUGGAAGCCCACCCAGGAACCACAUAAUUUCCCCCUCCCUUUAAUCACAGAUGGACACUACCAGCAGCAAUGACAAUAACAACGAUUUUUAUGGAGAAAUUGCUGUAUAUCAGGCCUUGUGUUGAUGCAGAACUGUGAAACAAGAAAUUCCUGUUCUUUAAGCCACCUUAUCUUUGGUCCUUUGUCAUGGAAGCCCUACUAAACUAAGAUAAAGCCCUCCGCUGGACCCAGAGCUGUGAAAGAAAAGAUGGACAGAUUUGAUGACAUGAACACAUAUCAUCAUGAACAAAGACAAAAGACCAACCAAAGCAACAGCCUGGAAGGGAAUGUUUGCAAUAUGGAGACAAAUUGCAGAGCACGUGCCCUCGGAGCUGUGGGAGCCCUUCUACACCGACCAGUACGCGCAGGAGCACGUGAAGCCCCCGGUGACGCGGCUGCUGCUCUCGGCCGAGCUCUACUGCCGGGCCUGGCGCCAGGCGCUGCCGCAGCUCGAGACCCCCCCCAGCCCCUCGGCGCUGCUGGCCCUGCUGGCGCGGAGGGGCACAGUGCCCGCGCUGCCCGAGCGCCCCGUGCAGGAGGCCGACCUGAGGCAGCAGCCCAUCCUCAUGGGAGCCCAUCUAGCUGUCAUUGACGCCCUUAUGGUUGCCUUCGCCUUCGAGUGGACGAAGACACUGCCCGGUCCUUUGGCCCUGGCCAGCUUGGAGCACAAGCUCCUUUUCUGGGUGGACACGACCAUCCGGCGGCUGCAGGAGAAGACGGAGCAGGAAGCUGCCCAGAGAGCCUCUCCUGUGGCCCCUGCAGACGGGGUGGCCCCAGCACAGCCCUCGUGCCCUACACGCUGGUACUGGAAGCUGGUUCCUCACGCAAUUGCCUUCUGUUUGAAGGAGUCGGGGAGCAAACCCCCCAUGAUCCGAUACCGCAAGGACCGAGCUGUGGCCCGACGUGCCCCCUGCUUUCCAAGUGUGACCACGCUCCAGGAUCUGGCAAGUGGGGCUGCACUGGCUGCCACAAUCCACUGCUAUUGUCCUCAGCUCUUGCGACUUGAGGAGGUGUGCCUCAAGGAGCCCAUGUCUGUGGCGGACAGCCUCUACAACCUCCAGCUGGUGCAGGACUUCUGCGCCUCCCGCCUUCCUCGUGGCUGCCCGCUGUCCCUCGAGGACCUGCUCUAUGUCCCACCGCCCCUCAAGAUCAACCUGGUGGUGCUGCUCGCCGAGAUGUUCAUGUGCUUUGAGGUGCUGAAACCUGAUUUUGUGCAGGCCAAGGACCUGCCUGACGGUCACGCGGCCUCCCCCCGGGCCACGGAGGCCUCUCCCGCUCAGAACAGCAGUGGCUGCAGUUCUCCUGUCUUCAACUUCCGCCACCCGCUCCUGUCACCCGGCGGCCCCCAGUCCCCACUCCGUGGAUCCACAGGCUCACUGAAGUCCUCCCCGUCCAUGUCCCACAUGGAGGCCCUCGGUAAGGCCUGGAACCGUCAGCUCAGCCGUCCCCUUUCCCAGGCGAUAUCGUUCAGCACCCCCUUUGGCCUGGACAGCGACGUGGAUGUCGUCAUGGGAGACCCCGUCCUCCUCCGCUCCGUCAGCUCAGACAGCUUGGGCCCCCCGCGCCCCGCGCCGGCCCGGACCCCCGUCCAGCCGUCUCCGGAGCCGGGCGACCUGCCUACCAUCGAGGAGGCCUUGCAGAUCAUCCACAGCGCCGAGCCCCGGCUGCUCCCAGAUGGCGCCGCCGACGGCAGCUUCUACCUCCACUCCCCCGAGGGCUCCUCCAAACUGCCGCUGGCUUCCUCCUACCCACGCGAGGGGGCCUCAAAGCCACUGCCCGAUGGGCCCGCCAAAGCUCCCACCUACAUGCCCCACCCUGAGGGCCCCUUGAAACCAUCUCCCUGCCCGGCAGGGGAGGUGUCGAAACCGCCGGCCCUAUCUGAGGGCUCCCCGAAGGCGGCAGCUUCGUCCCCAGCGGCCAGCAACUCCGAGGUGAAGAUGACCAGCUUUGCGGAACGCAAGAAGCAGCUGGUCAGGGCCGAGGCCGAGGCAGGUUCCCCGGCAGCCACCCCCACAGCCCCAGAGGCCCUGAGCUCAGAGAUGAGUGAGCUGGGGGCCCGGCUGGAGGAGAAACGGCGGGCCAUCGAGGCUCAGAAGCGACGGAUCGAGGCCAUCUUUGCCAAGCACCGCCAGCGACUGGGCAAGAGUGCUUUCCUGCAGGUGCAGCCACGGGAGGCUGGAGGGGAGGCAGAGGCGGAGCCGGGCCCGGUCCCUGGUGGGGAGCGGCCGGCGGGUGAAGGCCAGGGUGAUCCAUCCCCACGGCCCAAGGCAGUGACCUUCUCACCCGAACUGGGCCCGGUGCCCCCCGAGGGGCUGGGGGACUAUAACCGGGCGGUCAGCAAGCUAAGUGCUGCGCUGAGCUCACUGCAACGGGACAUGCAGAGGCUUACGGACCAGCAGCAGCGGCUCCUGGCCCCACCCGAGGCCCCCGGGCCUGCCCCGCCACCUGCUGCAUGGGUCAUCCCUGGUCCCACAGUGGGUCCCAGAGCCGCAUCUCCCAGCCCUGCUCGGCGUGCCCCAGCUGCCCGGCGCAGCCCCGGGCCCGGCCCGACACCCCGAAGCCCGAAACAUGCACGGCCAGCAGAGCUGCGGCUAGCACCCCUGACAAGAGUGCUCACACCUCCCCACGAUGUAGACAGCCUCCCCCACCUGCGCAAGUUCUCGCCAAGCCAGGUGCCUGUGCAGACACGCUCCUCUAUCCUCCUGGCGGAGGGGUCGCCUCCAGAGCCGGGGGCUCGGCCUGGCCUCAUCGAGAUCCCGCUAGGCAGCCUGGAAGAGCCCACAGCUGAAGACGAGGGAGAUGGGAGCCCCCCUGGUGCUGAGGAUUCCUUGGAGGAAGAGGCAUCUUCCGAGGGGGAGCCCCGGUCAGGGCUGGGAUUCUUCUAUAAGGAUGAAGACAAGCCCGAGGACGAGAUGGCCCAGAAGCGGGCCAGCCUGCUGGAACGGCAGCAGCGGCGGGCGGAGGAGGCGCGGCGGCGGAAACAGUGGCAGGAGGCCGAGAAGGAGCAGCGGAGGGAAGAGGCCGCACGGCUGGCCCAGGAGGAGGUGACCGCGGGCCCCCUGGCCCCCCCAGCUCCUGUGGCCCCCGCAGCAGCCCCAGCCCCUGCUGCGAGGGUCCCAGCUGAGGAAGAGGUGGGCCCCAGGCGGGGGGACUUCACUCGACUCGAGUAUGAACGCAGGGCCCAGCUGAAGCUGAUGGACGACCUUGACAAAGUGCUGCGGCCACGGGCUGCGGGGGCCGGGGGGCCAGGCCGGGGCGGGCGGAGGGCCCCCCGGCCACGCUCUGGUUGCUGUGAUGACUCGGCCCUGGCACGAAGCCCUGCCCGUGGCCUGCUGGGCUCCCGGCUGAGCAAAGUCUACUCUCAGUCCACCCUGUCACUGUCCACCGUGGCCAACGAGGCCCUCAAUAACCUUGGCGUGAAGAGGCCCACGUCUCAGGCUCCAUCCCCAUCCGGCCUCAUGUCCCCCAGCCGCCUGCCUGGCAGCCGUGAGCGCGACUGGGAGAACGGCAGCAACGCCUCAUCCCCGGCGUCGGUGCCCGAGUACACAGGUCCACGGCUGUACAAGGAGCCCAGCGCCAAGUCCAACAAGUUCAUCAUCCACAACGCCCUGUCUCACUGCUGCUUGGCGGGCAAGGUGAACGAACCACAGAAGAACCGCAUUCUCGAGGAAAUUGAGAAGAGCAAGGCCAACCACUUCCUGAUCCUCUUCCGUGACUCGAGCUGCCAGUUCCGGGCGCUCUACACGCUGUCCGGGGAGACGGAGGAGCUGACUCGCCUGGCGGGCUACGGCCCCCGCACGGUCACGCCCGCCAUGGUCGAGGGCAUCUACAAGUACAACUCGGACCGCAAACGCUUCACCCAGAUCCCUGCCAAGACCAUGUCCAUGAGUGUAGACGCCUUCACCAUCCAGGGCCACCUCUGGCAGAGCAAGAAGCCCACGACUCCCAAGAAGGGCAGCAGCACCCCCAAGUAGCCUCGUCCUGGUGGUACACGGGGCGGGCCCCAGCCGUCGCCCUCCCUGAGGACAGCCUGGAGGACAAUCAGUGGGUAUUCCUGGGUCUCGUCUGUCCCCAACCUUGUCUGGGUAGGGCUGGAGUCCCUACCCCCUAACUUCUGUCCUGUCCUGCUGUGGGGGCUGAGCUGGGAGGUUCAGGGACUCAGGGCUCAGCUCAGUCCCCUGUCUGUCCUCCCCACCUUCUUGAAUAAAAUAAUUUAGAAAGA